Molecule: messenger RNA, 5757 nt
Organism: Octodon degus (degu)
Lineage: Eukaryota; Metazoa; Chordata; Mammalia; Rodentia; Octodontidae
Gene: Cbx6
Product: chromobox 6
Exons: 5
Coding region: 109-1350 (413 amino acids)
Source: RefSeq, a predicted model, not a curated record
CGCGAGCGCGCGCCCCGCCGGGGCCUGUGCGCUGCGCGCGUGCGCGAGCGGUACAGCACCAGCCGCGGGAGCAAGGAGUAUUAUGGGCUGUGGGUGCCGCUGAGCAAGAUGGAGCUGUCUGCAGUGGGCGAGCGGGUCUUCGCGGCCGAAUCCAUCAUCAAGCGGCGGAUCCGCAAGGGACGUAUCGAGUACCUGGUGAAAUGGAAAGGGUGGGCGAUCAAGUACAGCACUUGGGAGCCCGAGGAGAACAUCCUGGACUCGCGGCUCAUCGCCGCCUUCGAGCAGAAGGAGAGGGAGCGUGAGUUGUAUGGACCCAAGAAGAGGGGACCCAAACCCAAAACUUUCCUCCUGAAGGCCCGGGCCCAGGCAGAGGCCCUCCGCAUCAGUGAUGUGCAUUUCUCUGUCAAGCCAAGCGCCAGCGCCUCCUCGCCCAAGCUGCACUCCAGCGCCGCCGUGCACAGGCUCAAGAAAGACAUCCGCCGCUGCCACCGCAUGUCCCGCCGCCCCCUGCCUCGUCCGGACCCCCAGGGAGGCAGUCCCGGCCUUCGCCCGCCCAUCUCGCCCUUCUCCGAGACGGUUCGCAUCAUCAAUCGCAAGGUGAAGCCUCGGGAGCCCAAGCGGAACCGCAUCAUCCUCAACCUGAAGGUGAUAGACAAGGGCGCGGGGGCGGGGGGCACCGGGCAGGGCGCGGGGGCGCUCGCCCGCCCCAAGGUCCCCUCGCGGAACCGCGUCAUUGGCAAGAGCAAGAAAUUCAGCGAGAGCAUCCUGCGCACGCAGAUCCGCCACAUGAAGUUCGGCCCCUUUGCGCUCUACAAGCCCCCGCCUGCCCCGCUGUCGCCCCCACCCGCCGGCAAGGCUGACCUUGCUGCUUCCGCGAGCUCCGGGAUGCUCCUGGCCAAGCCCGCAGCCACCUACGACGCCCAUAGCUCCAGCUCCUCGGGCUGCCCCUCCCCCACACCGCAGUCCUCUGACCCCGACGACACGCCCCCCAAGCUGCUCCCGGAGACCACGAGCCCCUCCGCCCCUGAGUGGCGCGAGCCCGAGGUGCUCGACCUGUCCAUCCCUCCCGAAUCCGCAGCCACCAGCAAGCGGGCGCUGCCCGAGGUCACCCCUACUGCCGGCCAGGCACUUCCCACGGCCCCGGAGCCCACCAGUGCCUCUUCUGAGCCCGAGGCAGGGGACUGGCGCCCAGAGAUGUCCCCUUGCUCCAAUGUGGUCGUCACCGAUGUCACCAGCAACCUCCUGACGGUCACUAUCAAGGAAUUCUGCAACCCUGAGGAUUUUGAGAAGGUGGCUGCUGGGGUAGCAGGUGCUGUAGGGGGCAUGGGUAGCAGCGGGCUGAGCAAGUGAGAGGCUCCCACAGGAGGGGGUUGUGGGGGGCCUCCUGUCUGAAGUCCACUUGUGCUCCCACCCUGCCUCUGCGCUUAGACCUGCCUGCCUGUGCUUUGCUUGCCUCAAAUGGCUUGGUGCUGACCCAGGGAUGGGAUGGGCAGUUGGCCCCCGAGAAGGCCAGGAGGCGGGACGGUCCUGGACUGGGUUAGGGCUGGGCACUGAGAAAGGCUCUCUCCUGUGACUUGGCAACGUCCCUGCCCAUGCACAGUGGGGCUUGCUGCGUGCUUUCUGGGGAGCCCCGGACUUGGGGUUCACCUGGCCCAUCCACAUCCCACCCCAUCGUCUCUCCUAGCUUGCUUCUUGCUCUCGUGUACAGCGUCUGAUCUCGGUGCUAACCUGGCAGCUGAGGGGCCCUUAGGAGACACCACCUAGGGUGGGCACAGCCCCUUUCCUCCUGCCCAUCUGGCAUAGCCCCAGAGGGAAGGAUGAGGCCAGGUGGACACCCCUGCACACCGGUGAGCUUAGCAGCCACUUCUGGACCAGGCCUAUGCAGGCCCCUGGUGCCCACCCCUGCCUUUCUGAACCCAGAAAGCGCCCUGCCACCACCUAUGGGCAUUUAAAGGGCCCUGCAGUUCUGGACCAAAGGUGCUGCGGGCACCUGCAGUAGAGAUGCCAGCUGUGCGUGUGUGUCUGCACUGGGCAAGUGUGUAUGUGGGUCUGUGUGUGCACUGGGUGUUGGGUGCCAGCCUUUUCUGGUGGCACCUUUACACCUCCUCGGAACAGGGUCCUAAAGGCCUGGCCCAGGCAUACCUUGGCAGGGCUGGGUCUGGGCAGUUUGCUGUGGGAACUCCAGGGAGCCCUGGGUCUCCAGUGAGCCCUCGCCCUUCUCUGGAGGUGGUCAGCCUGGCUAGUUGGGCCUGAUCUACAGUCCUGGCAUGGUGGGGAUUGUGGCAGAGCUGGAGUCCACAGCAGCCUCCCUCCACCCAGUGGUCAAGGAGGAAGGAGGAGACCUCGGAGAUUUCCCAGAUGCCCCUGGACUUCUCCCAUCCCUCCUAGGCUUCUGCCUGCCAAGGCUUUCUCACAGCCCAGCCUGCUCGAAGCCACGGGAGGCCGGGGUGCCCAGGCAGAUUCCUUUGUCCUGUGCUGCCUGAGCACCAAGGCCUCCAUGCCAGCAGCAGUGACCAAAGCCCCACUUUUAGGUCGGACACUGGGAGUAGGCCAACCAAAGGGAGAAACCAUGUGUUCAGAAUAGCAAGGGGAUCGAUCGGCCACUGGGGAGGGUGGAGAGCUGACCUACUCUUGACCACUGCUUGGGACCAAGUUAGGUGUGGGUGGCACGUUCCUGCGUGCGGCUGGAGCUGGUUUCCGGGUGUGUGCAGCUGUGGGCACCUCAUUCAGAAGCAGGAUGGCAAGAGGCAAGUGAGAAGGGGACCGAUCAGAUGACCAGCACCUUGGUCCUUAGAGGAGGACACUUUCUUCUGCACCUCCCUGCCAGGGCUGCAGCGUAGCCUCACCCUCUCCACUGCAGGGUAUAGAAUAGGGGCCCUCUCAGGGUGGAGGGGUGGCAUUCCUGGGUCCCCCCUUCCCCACCCUUUGUGUAGGCCCUGUGACUGUCCAAGUGCCAACUGGCUUUUCCCCCAAAUAAGGGCUGGUAUUUCUCCUCUGUCCUUAGAGGCGAUUUCCCCCAACCCCCUUCCCAGGUGCUGUUCACCUGGGUGUCAGUUACAGGUGUUUCCAGAGACCAUAGAAAUGUGUUUUCCUGAGAGUCUGUGUCAUUGGUGACUUUUUUUGUAAAGAAGUUGUGUUUUCAGAGGUGAUUUUAUGACAGGAAAGUGAAAGAAUUAGUUUUGCAAAAAAAAAAAAAAAAAAAAGGGGGGGGGACAAAAAAAAAAGGAAUAAAGAAAAAACGAUUGUGGGAUUCCGAAGGGAGCAGGGCGGGGGGAGAAGGCUAUUUAAAGAGAACCUAGUAGCGUAGCAUUGCACAGCUGGGGGGCGAGGUGUGGGCAGGCAGGGCCUGGCAGGGCUGCCGGCAGUGUGGACCCAGCCUCUCCUCUUUAGCCCCAGGUGGUUGAGACUUUCGUGCGGACCUGGGCCCAGACUUCCACACCCGUCCUUGUCCUUGGUUGAAGGGAAGGGUGACAGCCUGACCCAAGGGGGCUGACCUGAGGCUGGGGUGCCAGGCAGACAGAGGCCGAGGGCUCGGGGAUGAGGGGGUCCGCAGGGUCCUCCCUGGCCUGUGGUUGGUGAUUUUCUCCAGGAAGGCUGGUGAGUAGGCAGUUUGGUUUCUUACUGUCCUCCCUUUGCCAGCUUGCUGGCCCUUCUGGUCCCUACCACUGCCACCCCAUAGGAGGGCAGCUCCCCCAUCACCGCAAAGACUCUGACUUCCCAGAGCUUCCCUGACCAAGAGAGGGAUGCAGGCUGCCAAGAGCGGUGGGCCCUGGGAGGCUGCCAGGCAUGGGGAGAAGAUGCUGCCACCCCACAGCAGCACCCAGGGCACAUGUUGCCUGGAGGUGCCUGCACCGUGCGGGCCUGGGUGGGCUCCAGAUCCACAGCAAGACAGGCCCCCACCUGUCUCCCAGGAGACGCAACACAGGCCCUUGGCCACAUGCUUGCACAGGAUCAGCCUCCUGCGGGGGUCCCUCAACCCCUUGCUGCUUUUCCAUUUGCCUAAUUACCAAGCAGAAGUUGCAAUCUGGUUUGCUUUAUUUUUGUAUGUGAAAUAACCCCCAGGCCCCAACCUCCCGCAUCCAGUAUUUUGUGGGCAUUGGUUAUCUCUUAGGUGCACCACCCUCCCAACCACACAUCCUAGGAAACAGGUGCAGUCAAGUGUCUCUGGGUUGAGUAGGAAAGUAGGGACCAGGCCCUGUCUCAGACCUUGGUCCGUCCUUCCACAAAGCAGGUGUUAAGCGCAGCAAGCCCUUGGCUGAAGCACUGCUGUGUUAAGGACCAGGUUGCUCCAGGCUGCUGGCCCCAGGACUUGAGGCACUCACAGACCCCUUUAUUUUCAACCCUGGAAAGGGGUUAAGGUCACAAUGAACCUCUUCCUCGCUGUGAUUGGGAAGAGGUGACCAUCGCUGGAGUCCCCAUUCUCUGGGGGAGGUGGGUAGAGUGGGAGAGGUGGCUCCAUUUGAGAGGCAGCUAAGCCUAUAGCCCACACUGCCCUGGCCUUUGGGGAAGAGCCCUUUAAAAGGUGCAGCCACCCCAGGCCAGUACAAGGCAAUGGCAGGCUAUAGCGGGAGGGUCAGCCCAGAGGAGGUAGCGCAGUCUGUUCCAGGGGCCUGGGGUGCAUCCUGUCUGGGCACUCAAGAAUUUGCCUGCUUUUCUUCCCUCUUCUGUGGUUUGGUUUUUGGGGUGUUUUUUGUUUGUUGGGGUUUUUUUUUUUUUGUUUUUUUUUCUCUUUUUGCACUUCGCCCACGCUGGACAGUGGAGCCCUCCUGGUCAGUUCCGCUCCCGGGCUUCCAUGCACUAGCCCAAGGCAGCCUCUCUGGGGUUUGUAUGGUUUGAGGAAUCACUUUUUAAAAGAAAAAAAGUUUAAGGGAGUUUUGCUUUGUUUGCUGUGUUUGCAUCUCCACUCAAUUCAGAAAGUCCAGGAUGCGGGGCUAGAGCCCCAGGAGAGGGCGCUCUGGCCCCUUUCCUGCUAACACCGCGAUGCGGAAGUCUAGAGCUGGUUGGGUAGGGGUCCUAGACCCCACCUCCCAGCCUGCGCAUCCCCUCAAACCUUGAAGGAGUCAGCCCUCCGCCCACCAGUGAGUGAGCGCCUACUGUAUGCAGAGCAUCAGCUAGGCUGUGGGGGCUGAUGGUCCAGUGGGGGGACCCGCUCCUUAGGGGCCAGGUGGGAGGCACACGCGUCCGCCCGCCCUUGCUUGCUGUUGGGUGCAGGGGAGAUGGAGACGACUUUUGUUGGUUUUAAUUUAAAAACACAAAGGCCUGAAGAAAUAAUGUAUCUUAUAAUUUUUUUAAUUUUUGAGAAGCUCAUUUAAUGAAUUGUGCACGAAUGAAUUCUAUAUAUAUAAAAAUAUACGUAUAUAGCUCUAUAUUUGGGAAGGGGCACUGUCUCUUUUUCUCGCGCGCAUUUUUAAGAUGAAGUGUUGUUGCCUUUGUCUGUGGUUCAACCAUCCAGCUCCCAGCUGGCUAAACUUUGCCUCCAGUGGUAAAAGAUGGGAAUGUAGUGGGGUGGCAGAAGGGAAGUGGGGAUGGGUCCCCCAGUCCACCCUGCCCCUCCCAGGUGGAGACCGAGGGUUUAUUUUGGGUGUGGGUUCGGUUCUCUUGUUUCGUUUCAGUGAAUUCUUGGCCAGGGGAGGGCAGGUUUGUGCUGAUUACUCUGUCUUGUACGUUUUGUUCUGCUGCUCUUCAAUAUUGUAUGCCAGGAAAGGGGAGUGAAAAGCCUUUUACCCCCCAAAUAAAUUGUCACAUUCCAAAACUACA